Benincasa hispida (wax gourd) is the source of this 1334-nucleotide messenger RNA. Its product is annotated as glutathione S-transferase-like. Lineage: Eukaryota; Viridiplantae; Streptophyta; Magnoliopsida; Cucurbitales; Cucurbitaceae. Gene Ontology annotation, biological process: glutathione metabolic process. Gene Ontology annotation, cellular component: cytoplasm. Gene Ontology annotation, molecular function: glutathione transferase activity; glutathione binding. The record is from RefSeq and is a predicted model, not a curated record.
AAAGCCCUGCUUGAGAUCCUUUUUUAUAGGCGCAGUCAAGAACCACCAUGGUUGCAGCCAUCGACUACCAUACUUUCUAUUUUUUUACGAAUGACCUAUUUACGAACGUAUUUAUGAUUGAUCACUGACGAGAUUGGGCACUUGUAAGAGGUGAUUCCGAGAUUUGUACAAAAACCUAUCAUAAUUCCAGAGUCUUCUCGAUUACACCCACAACAGAAUAUUCUCACCAAAAUCACUUUUCCCAUUAUAAGACUUUCCGCCAUUAAUCACUUAAAAACCUCAUCUCUUGAUUUCUAUAUAAUUCUUCAUUUCAGUUCACAAACCCACUUCCAUUUCUAAUCACUCUCUACUUAUAAUAAUAAUCUUCCUUCUCAAUCCCUCCCCAAGUUUCAAUGGCCAGCAUCAAAGUCCAUGGAGUUGCCCUUUCCACACCCACAUGCAAGGUUCUAGCUUGUCUCUAUGAAAAAGACCUCGAAUUCGAGUUUAUCAAUGUCAAAAUGCACGAAGGAGAACAUAAGAAACCCCCCUUUCUCUCCAUCAAUCCUUUUGGUCAAAUUCCUGGAUUCCAAGAUGGGGAUUUGACACUUUUUGAAUCCAGGGCAAUCACGCAGUAUAUCUCAGCAAAUUAUGCUAAUAAAGGAACCCAAUUGAUUCCCCAAGACCUACAGAAAGCAGCUACGGUAUUAACAUGGAUUGAAGUGGAGAGCCAUCAUUUUGAUCCACCAGCUUCGAAACUUGUGUAUGAGCUGUGUUUGAAGCCAAAGCUUGGGUGGGGUGAGACAGAUGUUGCAGUGGUUGAGCAAAAGGAAGCUGAGUUAGCUAAAGUUCUUGAUAUCUAUGAAAAGAAGUUGGUUCAAUCCAAGUACUUGGGAGGGGAGUCCUUCAGUUUGGCUGAUCUGCACCAUAUCCCAGCCUUAGGAUCCUUGUUGGAGACACAGACCAAGAAACUGUUUGAAUGUCGGCCCCAUGUCAAUGCUUGGGUGGCUGAUAUCAUGGCUAGGCCGGCUUGGGCUAAGGUGCUUGCUUUGCGUAAGUAAUGGAUCGUUUUGACUUUGCAGAUGAGGCCUUCACUAGAUCAUGAUAAAGGUUUUAUCAAAAUGUUGUGUGAUUGUCUUUUGCUUUGGGUGUGUUGUAAUAAAUUGGUUUGUGUAAUAUGUUGUUCAAUGUUUUGUUGAUCUAACGUUUUCUUUUUUAAUGCUUAGGUGAGGUGUCACUUCGACACCUCGUGGGUGGAUGAUGGUAUAUGUUUUAAUUGUUGAGAUAUGGUUAGGUUGAACCCGUUAAAGACAUAUAUUUGAUCAAAUGGUUAGGUACAUGAGUUUUUUAUUCCCACA